This is a messenger RNA of Spathaspora passalidarum NRRL Y-27907, 972 nucleotides long. RefSeq names its product replication factor C subunit 3 (gene RFC3). The coding region runs from base 1 to 972 and encodes 323 amino acids. Gene Ontology annotation, molecular function: ATP binding; DNA binding; DNA clamp loader activity. Gene Ontology annotation, biological process: DNA repair; DNA-templated DNA replication. Lineage: Eukaryota; Fungi; Ascomycota; Pichiomycetes; Serinales; Debaryomycetaceae. The record is from RefSeq and is a predicted model, not a curated record. The transcript has 2 exons. Gene Ontology annotation, cellular component: Rad17 RFC-like complex; Ctf18 RFC-like complex; nucleus.
AUGUCAGACACAUUACCAUGGAUUGAAAAGUAUCGUCCAGAAUCUCUUGACGACAUCUAUGGCCAGCAGGAAAUCAUCACCACCGUUCACAAGUUCAUCCAAACGGGGAAAUUACCCCAUUUGUUGUUCUACGGCCCACCAGGAACAGGAAAGACAUCGACCAUUAUUGCUGUUGCCCGGGAGAUCUACGGAAAAAACUACAAGAACAUGGUGCUUGAAUUGAACGCAUCCGACGAUCGAGGCAUCGACGUUGUUCGUAACCAAAUCAAGAACUUUGCCAGCACAAGACAGAUAUUCAACCAGGGAAACAGCUUCAAGUUGAUCAUCUUGGACGAAGCUGACGCCAUGACUAAUGCAGCUCAGAACUCGUUAAGACGUAUCAUUGAGAAGUUCACCAAGAACUGUCGUUUCUGUAUCUUGGCUAACUAUUCACAUAAGCUAAACCCAGCGUUGAUUUCGAGAUGUACGCGAUUCAGAUUCCAUCCCAUUGACACUGAGGCAAUCAGAGAAAGAAUCAAAGUGGUCAUUACAAAAGAGCAGGUGGACAUAGAUGCAAAGGCUGUGGAUGCGCUUGUUCAACUCUCGAAAGGUGAUAUGAGACGAGCAUUGAAUGUGUUGCAAGCGUGCAAGGCAGCAACCGCAGGAUCGAUAGACUUGGAUAUGAUCUAUGAAUGUAUUGGUGCACCCCAUCCGCAAGAUAUCGAAACGGUAUUGGACUCGAUUCUCAAAGACGAUUGGACUACCGCAUACAUCACUAUAAAUAAAUUCAAAACAACCAAAGGGUUAGCAUUGAUUGAUUUGAUUGCGGGGUUUGUUGAUAUUUUGAAUAAUUACAAAUUGAAUAAUAAGACAAGGGUUGGAAUAUUGAAGGGGUUGAGUGAUAUCGAAUAUGGAAUUUCCAAAGGUGGUAAUGAUAAGAUUCAAAGUAGUGCGAUUAUUGGUGUUAUCAAGAGUGCUAUGGAGAAUGAAUAG